Gossypium raimondii (Peruvian cotton) is the source of this 765-nucleotide messenger RNA. RefSeq lists its product as uncharacterized. The transcript has a single exon. The coding region runs from base 54 to 608 and encodes 184 amino acids. Lineage: Eukaryota; Viridiplantae; Streptophyta; Magnoliopsida; Malvales; Malvaceae. The record is from RefSeq and is a predicted model, not a curated record.
CUCAUCAACUUGUUCAACAAUCCUCAACUUACAUUGAAGAAGAAGAAGAAAAAAUGGAUUAUGAUCGUAAUAGAGGGGUAUCUUUGAUUCAAGAUGACCAAAUGUUCUUCCAUCGAAUCAUCUCUAGAGAUUCUUCGGUUGGUUGUUCUUCUCGGAUUUAUUAUUACCGAAGUUCUGAAGGUAUACCUUUUAAUUGGGAAAUGCAACCUGGGACACCGAAAGAACCGCAGAAGGAAGAUGUUCUCCCUCCAAUUAGUCCACCUCCGGCAUUGCUUAGCCUCGGUUUACCUAAACCACGUAUUGAUGUCGUCGAAGAAAGUAAGGUUUCGAAACUGAAGGUGUUCAAGUUUUGGAAACACGGCAAAAAGAAUGACAACAAGAAGAAGAUUGAUGAUCAUCAAUCGGAUAAGUACUCGAAUUACGAGACGUGUAGUUCGGAUGAUGACGGGGAAUUCGUGGGUUCACCAUGUGUAUCGAGCUCGUCUUCAUCGUCGUUCUCUUUCGGAUCAUCGAGUACUCCGUCGAGGGACUCGUCGUUUAACCGACAUUACGGUUGCGGUCCGUUGAAUUUUGCGUCGUUCCUUGUUCGUGUUUCGAGGUCUAGGUGACGAUGUUAUCAUAUACGUAUGUUGUUUUAUAAAAACUGGAAAUUUAUGUUUUUAUUUAUUAUCUGAAGUUGUAUUUUAACAAAAAUCUAUAAAUAGUUUGCAAUAUAAUGUACGAAAAUGUAUACUUACAAAACUAAUUUAAUUUUGCCUAAUACAA